Molecule: messenger RNA, 2418 nt
Organism: Odontomachus brunneus
Lineage: Eukaryota; Metazoa; Arthropoda; Insecta; Hymenoptera; Formicidae
Product: neuralized-like protein 2
Exons: 3
Coding region: 915-1703 (262 amino acids)
Biological process (GO): intracellular signal transduction
Molecular function (GO): ubiquitin protein ligase activity
Source: RefSeq, a predicted model, not a curated record
UACGCAACUUUUGUAUACCGUAGAAAAGCUACGCAACGAUAACGAAACUGUGUUAACUCCAAUAACGACUUACAAAAUCCCACUGGAAUGAGAUAAAGAGAGAAAAGAAGCAUCUGGGUGGAGUUUUCGAACGCGCCUCUAUAGAUCGGGACUUCGGAACGAGUCCAUAAGGAAAAUUCACAUCUUAGCAAAAAACAAAAAGGCAAAAGCCAAUCGGAAUUCGUGCUGAACAGAAACUAUCAUCUUGGGCCCGAUUCCUGACGGUGUGCAAAUGAGAUACGUAUGCGAAAAUUUAUAGUAUAUGUAACGUGAAAUAUAGGAUUUUCGUAUGCGCAUCUCAUUCGCAUGAAAGAAUCGCCACUAUGGUAGUCACUCAUCUAUAUACAUAUUAUAUAUAUAUAUAUAGCGAAAGAGAGAAAGAGAGUAUAGUCAUUCAUUUCGUAAACAGAGAAGUGUCGUUCACCGCUGUUAUUACUACGCUUCCGCUCCUAUCUUGUGUCAAGUCGUAGGGGUCACGAAGUGACGUCUCUCAGAUGUUCGCGUUCACGACGGUCGCUUAUUGAACUCUGAGGCGAGAGUCUAAUGUGACGAAAAUCUUUCGUAACAACAAGCACUACGAUAUGGCCGCUAGUGCUGUAACUACGCUUCGCGAAUUCGUCUCGAUGCAGUGUCACAAGAAUUGAUAGUUGAGACCGACUUUGUUGUCCUUGCGAGACCCGUGAGUGAUCUCACGGAACCUAUGUAAUAAAUUUCCCGCGUUUCUCUUCGACGAGAGUGAACGUCGUCGGGCAAACUGUGCUUGUCAGUUCUCGACAUCAGGCAUGUACUCAACGCGUCUUGCUCUGUCAUCGCAUUGCUGUCUGCCGGUAGUUUCUUUUGGAUGAGCGUUUCGUUUCGUUCUGUGCCGCGCCACGAUGAGCGAGAAAAGUAGAAAAGUAGUGACUAGGUUCCAUCACAUUCACGGUGACAAUAUCGUCCUGCGCGAGGACAAUACAGUGGCGGUACGCACUACGAGCUUUGCCAAUUCUGUAGCCUUCAGCGAGAAGCCACUGCAGCCCGGGGAGAUCUUCCUCGUGGAGAUCGAGAAGACAGAAAGGGGAUGGAGUGGACACAUGCGGCUGGGCCUUACUCUCAUCGACCCAGCCUCAGUCAACAAUAACCUGCCACAAUAUGCGAUGCCUAAUCUUGUCAGAUUGGGCAAUACAUGGAUUUUUGCCAUAACGAGAAAUCAGACAAUCUGGGACUAUACUGGCUAUGAUGAAGGAAUACCAUCCAGAGAGAAGAAACUGGUCACAGAUGGUGUCAAUGUCCAGACAUCACGCGGAGUCAUUCCUUAUAGUGUCCUGAGACCAAACACACUUGGCUCUUCCCAGUAUAUCUUGCCUACUGAUGCUGGCAGUCGCAUUGGCAUUAUGUACGUGCCACAAGCAGGCUCUGACAAAGCAGAGAUGCACUUCAUAAUUAAUGGGGAAGAUCAAGGCGUGUGUGGAAAGGAUAUCCCCUAUAAAGCUGGUCCUUUGCGUGCAGUGGUAGAUGUCUAUGGCACCACGAAACAAGUUCGGAUAGUUCAACUGUAUGGCGCAGUAUCGACUCUGCAGAGCGCGUGCCGCGACGCUAUACUGCAAUACACGAAGAGGAACGCGGUAAACUUGCUGCCGUUGCCGAGACCGCUCAAGGACUACCUGCUGUAUCAGUCGCAAUGAGAAUCGGAUCAUUCCGUUCGUAUGCGUGUCUUUGCGCCGCGCUAAACCCACCGCUGCUUUAUUUCUUUCCUAUAUCGCGCAGCGAUAUCUCUUCGUACAUGGUAUACGUGAUUACAUAUUCUGUUAUGUGGAUUCAAGACUGACGGCACGUCGAUCCGUCGUGUUCGCACAUAUUCAUUCUUUUAUACACACGUAUUGUCUUUUCUACGAAAUUGUCUUCAAAUACGAAAUUCUCGCGCGCGCUUUCAAUUGUAAAUGUUUCCCCCGGAGAGGCGAAACGGUAAAUCGUCGUGUGUAAAUAGUGUAACAAAAUGUUGAUCUCGCAGGAACGAAUUAAAGAAAAAAAAGAAGCGACAGUCAUAAUCGAUUCAAUGUGAUACAGCGAAAAAACGUAAACGUACCGAGCGCAACGUGAUUGCAAGCACUGCUGGAAAGUGAUCAUUUAUAGGGCAUGCGUGUAAUAACGCCAUAUGUAGAAUUUAAGUGUAAUAUUCUUCAAUUACUUUCGUUCUAGCGAAUGUCUUGUUUCUACGUUUACGAGAUACGAUAUAAAAUUAAGUUUUACAAUUCACGCUGUUGUAUAAACAAGCGGGAAACAAAUGAUAUUCAUAUAAAAGCGUCCUAAGAAAACCUGUUUUGCAAGAAAUGAAACAAACGAAAAAGAAGGAAAAAUAAAUGUUCUUAUGAAAUAAUUUAUAAGAGACAGAAAAGGAGA